Messenger RNA from Dovyalis caffra, 777 nucleotides. The record is from the annotation of a GenBank genome assembly. NCBI's taxonomy places the organism in Eukaryota, Viridiplantae, Streptophyta, Magnoliopsida, Malpighiales, Salicaceae.
AUGGCCAAGACGUUCAUCUUAAAAUCUAACAUGGGCAAGCCAUAUCUUGUAACUAUGAAGGACAGAAAAGAUGGUUACUUCUUCACGCGUGGAUGGAAAAGUUUUGUGAAAUAUCAUGAUUUACAAGUUGGGGACUUUCUAGUCUUCAAUUUUGUUGGUGAUAGAACCUUUGAUGUGGUGAUAUAUGACCCGAGUGGUUGUGUUAAGGAGAAAGUAGCUUCUAACCCUAACAGGAACCCUACCAAGCCUCGACAAGCCAGUGUUGGUAUUGCAAGAAACCAAGAAAAGCCCACCAAAAAACAUGAUCAAGCUGGAUCAUCUUAUUUGUUUGUGAAAACUGAAGCUCCUGAUAGUGGUGGAAGAAUUGGUGCAAAUGGUGAAGAGAUUGGUGGAAUUGGUGAGAGAGAAAGAGUGGCUGAAGCAAUUCGUUCUUUCACACCAAAUCAUCCUGUUUUUAUACAAGUUUUGAAGGACUAUCAAAAGUACGACAUGUUUGUACCAAGGGAUAUUGUUAGAGAAACAGGAUUGGCCAAAAAGAAAGUUGUGGUGAUUAAAGACCCGAAGGGAAGGAAAUGGGAAGUAGGCAUUCGCCCAUCAGAUAAGAGGCGUCAUGUCUAUUUGGGCAAGGGGUGGUAUGAGCUCUCCGAAGCAAAUGGAUUGGUUGCUGGGGACACCUGUGUAUUGCAUUUCCAGCAAGGCAUGAUCAAUGUUCAAAUUCACAGCAAAAAGAAAGGGAGAAUGGAAGAAACGAAGGCAAUCAGGGUUAAAGCCGAAUGA